Molecule: messenger RNA, 2268 nt
Organism: Cladophialophora immunda
Lineage: Eukaryota; Fungi; Ascomycota; Eurotiomycetes; Chaetothyriales; Herpotrichiellaceae
Exons: 2
Coding region: 407-1219 (270 amino acids)
Source: RefSeq, a predicted model, not a curated record
AGCACAUCCACGUCCUCCACCCACCGCCAUCGAACCCGAGCUGAUCUAGCUGACGGGGUAAUUCACACGCCGACACCUGCAAUCUCUGAUCGAGGUUGGCAGCACAGAACGUAUCGAUUCGGAAACAAUUGCAUACACGACCGGCCGACUCUGCGACGGCUCGACUCAUCCCCUUGUCACAUUCUGCAAUUACUGGACGCCACAUACAUUUCCCCCCGUAUGCGACUUAUCAUCCCACCGAUCAAUGCAUGAGAGCAGUACAUGUUCUGUCUAGGCUGGUGUCGACUUUGGGUUACACACUGGUGGACGUCCAACCCAAGUCUCAUUUCUCGCCCCCAAUUCGGCUCGACCUCUUCUCCAUCUUUGACAUUGACAUUGUCUCUGCCGGCCUUGGCCUAGUACAGCCAUGGAUUUGCUAGCUACUGUCAGGAAGGAGGGGUCGCGAGGGGGACGCGGAGAGUUCAAGUGGUCCGAUGUCGAAGGCUCCUCUCACCGGGAAAAUUAUCUCGGGCACUCACUGAUGGCCCCUGUCGGUCGCUGGCAGAAAGGCCGUGAUCUCACCUGGUACGCUAAAGCAGACGCAGACUCACAAGGCGACGAAGAUGCCGCUGCCAAAGCAGCAAGAGAACGGAAAGAGGAGAUCCAGCGAGUCAAACAGGCUGAGGAAGAUGCUCUCGCCCGCGCUCUUGGGUUGCCAGUGCCUCAACGGAACAAUCCACACAUGGACGAGCUAGGGACUCGACGCGAGGUUGACAACGUUCUGAAAGAGGCUGCAGUGGGCGAGGAUGCAGCGUCUUCCAGGGGUGUUGGUUAUGGGCGAAUGGCAGGGGGCUCGGCUAUGAAUGAGGGGAAAACCAGUGCCACUGAACGCCUUGAAGGUACUGUCUCAAAUCAGGACAAGGAGCUUCAGUAUGCUCUCAAGGAAUACAGGCGCCGUCAUGGCGAGCGACGACACAGAAGCCGGAGCCGGAGCAGCCAUCGUCACAGAGACAGUCGCCACAGAAGACAUCGGGACGACCGCCAUCGACAUAGAGAGCGCCAAUCGAGGUCGCCACGGCGUAACAAAUCUGACCGUGUGAGAUCAAAAUCAGCUUCGCCACCUCGAGAACGUGAUCAUCAUCGCCGAGAGCGAUCCAGAAGUACCUCUCGAUCGAGACGGCGUCCCGAAGGACACCGGGGUGACAGGGAUAGAAGAUACGAACAAGGUGGACGACGCUGAAUCCUGAUUGCUUGAAAGCACCCAGGAAAGUGUUUCCGGAAUUGAAUGCAUGCAGCUGCCCAAGACAAAACUUCUGCUAUCUCAAGCCUAAUGAAGCAUCGAAGAUGUCGCUCUCAAGAUCCUUGAUGUCCACGUCUACGAUACUGGCUGCACGUGCAGGUCCACCAACCCCCUGCCGUGCGACAAUAUCGGCUGAUGCACUGGUAUCGACAAAUUCCUCCAGCUCCUCGCUCACUGUUUUCAGCUUCUCCUUCACGCUAGCCACUCCCUCGACCCCGACAAUGUGACGGGCAGGUGGGUUUUCAUGGCCACCAAUUGCUGUCAACGCAUGGACAGUCUCUGCAAUCAAUUUUUCUGUAUGUGCAUGACUAAGAGGUGGAUACAAGCUGACUACCUCGUCACGACUGAGGAGGUAAGGCCCGCUCUGCCUCUCGGCUUCCGACGAAGGCGACUGAAUUUCUGUCUCGGGCGGAGGAGGAUAUUGGGCACGAAUACCAGGCAGGCGAUUCAGCCUUCAUUGGCGGUGCUGAAGUGAUCUUGUUGGUUAAGAUUCCGAUCUCGACGCUCGCUUGGACAAUCGUCAAUUUAAUGUUGAAGGGCGCAAUCUCAUAGGCGAUGCUAUCACAAAAGCCUUCCAAUGCCCACCCAGACGCACAAUACAUACUCAACCCUGGUGUCCCAAGAUGACCUGUGAUGCCGGUGAGGGCAAUGAUGUGACCAUUCAUUUGUGAGCGCAUUUGGGGGAUGACGGCUUUGAUGAUAUUCAUCGGACCGAAGAAAUUCUUCUCGAACUGAUCUCGCACCAGCGUCAGGGUCCGAGAACUGGCUGAAAGUUCUUCGACAGUCCCAAUCACUGCUUCACUAGUACAGCAAAAGAGGAUGUCGAUCUUUCGAAAGGUAUGCACGGCCUCUGCAACGGCCGCCUGACACUGUCCAACUACCCUGUCUCCGAGUCAACCCCAGCUAUCUUGUAGCGGAAAGAUGCAUAUAGAACUCAAGUCGCAUAAUGUCAAUUUGUAAAAUGCAGUACUGCAUACCUGAUAUCUAGG